AUGACUGAGUACUACGAGGAGAGGGGCUGCUGUACGAAGCACUCACCUCCCAUGCACAUCAAAGUGGAGUCUCCGGAGGGACCCGCCCGGAGGGGCGUCUCAGAGGACGGCUUUCCCAGGGAGGAUGAGGACUCGGGAAGGCAGCUGGAGAGCUUUUUGGUCCUGCUGGGAGGCUCCGAGCGCAGGGAGAGAGAGAGGAUCUGGGCAGGGAUCCUGGAGCGGGUCAAUGCUGUGUCCAGAGUCCCUCGCACCCUCCGCGAGGUCAAGAAGCGCUGGGACGACCUGAAGAGACGCAAUGGAGGCAGGCUGGCAGACGCUAGGCACCGCACUUGUUACCUGCCAUCCAACAGAGGGGCUUCCAUGCUGGGACUGUCAGCUCAGGCAAGCCCCAGGCUUCACCAGGCCAGACAGAAGCAAAGCUCCAGAGGGAAGGCCAGUUUCACGUGCUUCACUGAUACAGAACCAGUGGGUGGAGGUGAAGGGUUGGAGAGGGAUGGCUUUGAGAAGGAUGAGGAUAGUGGUGAGCGGGAAGUGGAGGUGGGAGAGGCGGAAUGCGAGGGGGCAGAGAGCAGUAUGGAGGAAAAGCUGGGUUUCGGACUGGGACUGGGGAUAGGACCUCCCCUAACUCGGAACGCUGGCUGCCUCCCUCUCCCCUCUACAGCGCCCCUUUCCUCAAUGGGACCCCUCAGCCUAGUCCCCAGCCAUCACUAGGGGCCCAGCAGGGACCAUUGGAGGCCCCUCCUCGCGGCUUAUGGCUGGAGGACGAGCUCCGCAGCGUGGGGGAGGCAGCUCUGCAGCUGGGGGAUCGGGUUGAGCAGAGUCUUCGGGAGUUUGGGGAGGGAUUCAGACGUGAUAUGAGAACAUUAGUGGCUUCUCAAGAGGCACUGGCAACCAGCCUACAGCAAAACAAUGUUCUCCUGCAAAGGCUGCUGGGAGUCCUAGAGGCACAGCAGCAGCAGCAACAACAACAACCACCACAGCAGCAGCCACAUCAUUCCCAAAAACAACAGCCACAACAGUCAAUAAUGCAGCAACCACAACAGUUACAGCAGCAGCAGCCACAGCCUCAACAACCAAUUCAGCAGCAACAGAUACAGCAACCCCAACUGGUGCAGCAGCAUCAACAACAACAGAUACAACCACAACAGCAACAACUGUUACUACAGCAACCCCAACUGGUGCAGCAGCAACAACAACAGAUACAACUGCUACCACAGCAACCACAGCAGCACCACCCCCAGAGUCCAAGUAAUCAACCAACUUUAGCAGUUGCCCCUGUACCACCACCUCCAGAUAUUCUUGAUGGUACCACCCGUCCAGAUCCACCCGCAGUCAUUAAUGGAACCGUCCAACGGCCAAGGCGGGGGAGAAUUGUUGACCAUAGACGAAGAAGAAGGCGUUAGAUAAAGAUGAAAAUAAGAUUUGAUGUACUUUAUUUAUUUUCUCUAAUACAAUCUGAUUUGAAAUAAUUGUGUCCCUCUAAUUUCAGCCAAAGUCGAAAAAGUUGUUUCUUUUGCACAUUUGUUAUGUAGAGUGUGGAAAGUAUUCAGACCCCUAGACUUUUUCCACAUUUUGUUACGUUACAGCCUUAUUCUAAAAUGUAUUCGAUUACUGUUUUUCCUCAUCAAUCUACACACAAUACCCCAUAAUGACAAAGCAAAAACAGGUUUUUAGAAAUGUUUGCAUUUUUUUUAAAUAAACUGAAAUAACUUAUUUACAUAUAUAUUCAGACCCUUUGCUAUGAGACUGAAAUUGAUAUCAGGUGCAUCCUUUUUCCAUUGAUCAUCCUUGAGAUGUUUCUACAACUUGAUUUGAGUCCACUGUGGUAAAUUAAGGUCCCACAGUUGACAGUGCAUGUCAGAGCAAAAACCAAGCCAUGAGGUCAAAGGAAUUGUCUGUAGAGCUCCGAGACAGAUCUGGGGAAGGGUACCAAAAUAUUUCUGCAGCAUUGAAGGUCCCUAAGAACACAGUGGCCUCUAUCAUUCUUAAGUGGAAGAAGUUUGGAACCACCAAAAUCUUCCUCGAGCUGGCCUCCCGGCUAAACUGAGCAAUUGGAGAAGGGCCUUGGUCAUGGAGGUGACCAAAAACCCGAUGGUCACUCUGAUAGAGUUCCUCUGUGGAGAUGGGAGAACCUUCCAGAAGGACAACCAUCUCUGCAGCCCUCUACCAAUCAGGCCUUUAUGGUAGAGUGACCAGAUGGAAGCCACUCCUCAGUAAAAGGCACAUAACGGCCUGCUUGGAGUUUGCCAAAAGGCACCUGAAAGGACUCUGACCACGAGAAACAAGAUUCUCUGGUCUGAUGAAACCAAGAUUGAGCUCUUUGGUAUGAAUGCCGAGCGUCACGUCUGGAGGAAACCUGGCACCAUCCCUACGGUGAAGCAUGUUGGUGGCUGCAUCAUGCUGUUGAGAUGUUUUUCAGUGGCAGGGAGACUAGUCAGGAUCGAGGGAAAGAUGAACAGAUCAAAGUACAGAGAGAUCCUUGAUGAAAACCUGCUCCAGAGUGCACUGGACCUCCGAUUGGGGUGAAGGUUUACCUUCCAAAGGGACAAUAACUCUAAGCACUCAGCCAAAACAAUGCAGGAGUGGCUUCGGGACAGGUCUCUGAAUGUCCUUGAGUGGCCCAGCCAGAGCCCAGACUUGAACCUGAUCGAACAUCUCUGGAGAGACCUGAAAAUAGCUGUGCAGUGAUGCUCCAAUGAGAGAAGCUCCCCAAAUAUAGGUGUGCCCAGCUUGUAGCGUCAUACCCAAAAAUACUUGAGGCUGUAAUUGCGACCAAUGGUAUUUCAACAAAGUAAGUAGAGGUUUUUUUUAUUUUAACUUUAUUUUACUCGGCAAGUCAGUUAAGAACAAAUUCUUAUUUUCAAUGACGGCCUAGGAACAGUGGGUUAACCGCUUGUUCAGGGGCAGAACGACAGAUUUUGUACCUUGUCAGCUCGGGGAUUUGAACUUGCAACCUUUCGGUUACUAGUCCAAUGCUCUAACCACUAGG
Messenger RNA from Oncorhynchus masou masou (cherry salmon), 2989 nucleotides. RefSeq lists its product as uncharacterized. NCBI's taxonomy places the organism in Eukaryota, Metazoa, Chordata, Actinopteri, Salmoniformes, Salmonidae. The record is from RefSeq and is a predicted model, not a curated record. The transcript has 3 exons. Gene Ontology annotation, cellular component: nucleus. Bases 1 to 711 code for a protein of 236 amino acids.